Messenger RNA from Aspergillus thermomutatus, 1419 nucleotides. RefSeq lists its product as uncharacterized. Gene Ontology annotation, biological process: transmembrane transport. The transcript is spliced from 4 exons. Gene Ontology annotation, molecular function: transmembrane transporter activity. The coding region runs from base 1 to 1419 and encodes 472 amino acids. Gene Ontology annotation, cellular component: membrane. Lineage: Eukaryota; Fungi; Ascomycota; Eurotiomycetes; Eurotiales; Aspergillaceae. The record is from RefSeq and is a predicted model, not a curated record.
AUGACAACCACAUGCGAAGUGCAGCUGGACUCACUCGAACAGCUAACGAGGCCCUCUGUGUCCUCCAUCGCAGCCUCUGCCAGAGAACAUUCCGUCCAAGGCGAGCAUGCACCCCCAGUCUCAGCCGUCGCGGCUCUCGAGCGAUGGAAUGCCCCGCGAGCCAACAUCGGCCGUACUUUGGCCGCCUUCUGGAGCUUUCUCAUGUUUGGGAUGAAUGAUGCCGCCUAUGGAGCAUUACUUCCCUAUUUGGAAUCUUUCUACGGUCUCUCCUACACCAUUGUUUCCCUUGUCUUCCUGUCCCCGCUGGUGGGAUACAUCCUAUCUGCCAGCUUCAAUCAUCGCAUCCAUGUCGCCUUUGGCCAACGAGGGGUUGCAUUCCUGGCUCCGACGUGUCAUCUGGUGGCCUACGUGGUCAAUUGUCUCCACCCCCCUUACCCGGUGUUGGUGAUUUCCUUCAUCUUCGCGGGAUUCGGCAAUGGAAUUGCCGACUCGGCGUGGAAUGCCUGGAUGGGGAACCUGGCCAAUGCCAACGAGACGUUGGGACUGCUACAUGGUGUUUGGGGCUUGGGGGCUGUCAUGAGUCCUCUGAUGGCGACCGCCAUUGUGACCAAGGCGCAUCGUCCGUGGUACUAUUAUUAUUAUGUCAUGAUUCCAUGUGCGGCUAUCGAGUUCGUUACCUGUAUGGUGUGCUUUUGGUCAUUUACCGGGGCCAGAUUUCGCCAGACAGUCGCAGCAGCGCAUGGAAAUCACCAGGGAGGUCUCAAGGAGGCCUUGUUUUGGCGUCCCUAUGCCCGUGUGACAUGGCUCUGCGCCAUCUUCCUGAUCGGAUACGCUGGCAUCGAAGUGGCUCUGGGCGGUUGGAUUGUGACCUUCAUGAUGGGGGUCCGCAAAGGAGGCGCCUCUGCCAGCGAGAUGACCGCCACAGGUUUCUGGCUGGGGAUCACCUGUGGCCGCAUGCUUUUAGGGUUCGUCACUCCUCGCAUUGGGGAACGGGUCGCGAUCUCGGUUAGUCCAUGCCUUCUCUCUUCCUGCCGCUUUGGGCCUUCCCCGCUGAGGCCUCCACUCACCCAGGUCUACAUCAUGCUCUCGAUUGCAUGCGCGUUGGUUUUCUGGCUCGUUCCUCAGUUCUACGUCUCAGCGGUGGCCGUCUCGUUCCAGGGAUUCUUCCUCGGUCCCUUGUUCCCCGCCGUAGUGGUCGUGACGACCAAACUGCUCCCGCGAUACCUCCACGUCAGUUCGAUUGGAUUCGCAGCAGCCUUUGGAGGAGGCGGGGGGGCAGUCUUGCCCUUUGCAGUGGGGGUGAUUGCUCAGAGUAGAGGGGUGUGGGUGUUGCAGCCAUUCAUCAUCGCACUGUCCGUGGCGAUCCUGGUCCUGUGGUUAGGCUUACCCCGAGUGGCCAAGGUCCAUCGCCCGGAAUAG